Molecule: messenger RNA, 2183 nt
Organism: Hevea brasiliensis (rubber tree)
Lineage: Eukaryota; Viridiplantae; Streptophyta; Magnoliopsida; Malpighiales; Euphorbiaceae
Product: protein TRAUCO
Exons: 4
Coding region: 203-1528 (441 amino acids)
Cellular component (GO): Set1C/COMPASS complex
Molecular function (GO): protein binding; transcription cis-regulatory region binding
Source: RefSeq, a predicted model, not a curated record
GACCUAUCUUUUUCAAGCCCAAUUCCGAAGCCGAUGUUUCUUCUGUUCUUCUUGCUCAGAAUGAGAAUGGCUUUCCUCUCUCUGUGUCUUUGUAAUCUGAAUCUCUUCCAAACCUGAAAAUACUCGCGUUUUCUCAUAUUUAUCAAUCAAAAGAAAGAGAAGAAUCAUCCCCAAUUCAAAAUCCAGAACUAAACGCCUUCGCAUGGACUCCCUUGAAGCAGCCUACAAAGAAGAAGAAGACGACGAAGAAGAUGAUGAAGAAGAAGAAGAACCCGUCAAGCACCUGGAUCCCACCACCAUUGAACUUGCUGAACACAGUAACGACACCGACUUCGAUACCUCUCAAAACGGUGACUCCAUUAGACAGCAAGAGCUAUUUGUAUCCGGCCUCUCAGAAUCUGACCCAACCACCUCCAAUGACACCGAGAAACGCACUCCCAAAUCCCCCAAACCCGAAGACAUUGAGGGAGAAGAAGAUGAGGACGACGAUGAAGAUGAAGACCCACCUCCCAAAAAGCAAAAGCAACUCUCGUCUCUAACCCAACAACAACGAGAAGAAGAGCCCUCAACAAUUAACUACAACAACAAUGGCAAUAAUGUAUCAAACGGAACCAAGACCCCAUCGACGACACAAGCCACGGCGAAAAAGAAAUCCAAGAAAAAGAGCAAUAACAAUGUGUGGGUAACGAGAUCUACUCGUAAAGGAAAGAAGAAAACCAAGCCUAAUCCCCAAAACGCUCCUGCUGAAGAUAAAGUUUUGAUUACGCCGGUUCCCAGAUUUCCAGAUAAAAGUGACGAUGCCCCAGAUAUGAAAAUUUGCUUGUCAAAAGUAUACAAAGCUGAGAAAGUAGAGUUGAGUGAAGAUAGAUUGAGUGCUGGAAGUUCGAAAGGGUAUAGAAUGGUAAGAACUACGAGAGGGGUUUGUGAGGGGGCCUGGUACUUUGAGAUUAAAGUGGUGAGCUUGGGAGAGACGGGACACACUCGUCUUGGUUGGUCUACAGAGAAAGGCGACCUGCAAGCGCCGGUUGGGUACGAUGGAAAUAGUUUUGGGUAUAGAGAUAUUGAUGGGAGUAAAGUGCACAAGGCAUUGAGAGAGAAGUACGGGGAUGAAGGGUAUAAGGAAAGGGAUGUUAUUGGGUUUUUCAUUAAUUUGCCAGAGGGUUCAUUACAUGCUCCUAAGCCACCUCAUUUGGUUUGGCAUAAAGGGCAUGGAUACGUGUGUGGUCCAGAUGCUAAGGAGGAUCCUCCAAAAAUCAUACCUGGAAGUGAGAUAUCUUUCUUCAAAAAUGGGGUGUGUCAAGGCGUUGCUUUCAACGAUUUGCAUGGUGGUCAUUACUACCCUGCUGCUUCAAUGUACACCCUUCCAAAUCAACCAAAUUGUGUGGUCGAGUUUAAUUUUGGCCCUGACUUUGAAUUAUUUCCCAAGGAUUUUGGUGGGCAUCCUAUUCCUAGGCCCAUAAUUGAAGUUCCUUAUCAUGGGUUUGACAAUCGUGUUGAAAAUGGUGUGUCAAAUGAGAACAAACAUUAGUCAUCUUAUUAUCUGUGGAGUAGGAGGCUAAUCCAAGUUUAGCAUUCUAUUUGUAAUAAAUGACCACCUAUUUGAAAUUGAUAGAGAGAAGAGGCAGAUGAACAGAUGGAUUGACUGAGGGAAACAGUCAGUAUUUUUCCAAGAUCACAGAAGAAGUUUGACUAUAACUGCUAUAUGUUUAAUUUGGUGGUGCUGCUAGUGGAUCGGAGAGUUGAGACCCUCUUGAGAAGACAAAGAAUGUAGAGUCUGGUGCCUCGUAGAAGGGAAAGGUGAACUUUUCCUGAAAGAAGGGAAGGGUGAACUGUUCCUGAAGGAUGGCCUCUUUUUGAGAUGUUUUAUAGUUCUCUGGGCGUAGAGCUUAUGAAACACGGGCAUAGUUCUCUCCUUGAACUUGAGAAUAGCAUAGAAGAGAAGUCUGAAAGCUAUUAGAAUGACUACAACAGCCACCAGGUCCCACCAUUUUGAAUGAUGAAGAUCAAUACCAAGCAUGGUACUAAGAACAAAUUCGCCUUUCAGUUUUGGAUUACCUGGUACUAAAGGAUCAAACUCAAUCCCAAUCAUGUCGUUCUUGUAUGCACCCUGCAUUUCCGUUAUACCAGCAGUUAAAACAUUAGAUUGAUAAUAGUACAUGUGCAUGAAUUUUGUCGCUGUUUUA